This is a messenger RNA of Cryptosporidium ubiquitum, 639 nucleotides long. RefSeq lists its product as uncharacterized. Bases 1 to 639 code for a protein of 212 amino acids. The transcript has 3 exons. NCBI's taxonomy places the organism in Eukaryota, Apicomplexa, Conoidasida, Eucoccidiorida, Cryptosporidiidae. Gene Ontology annotation, molecular function: GTPase activity; GTP binding. The record is from RefSeq and is a predicted model, not a curated record.
AUGUCGGCUGUUAGACAAAAGGAAUAUGAUUAUUUAUUCAAAUUAGUUUUAAUUGGAGAUAGCGGAGUUGGAAAAUCCUGCCUAUUAUUGAGAUUUGCAGAUGAUUCUUUCACAGACAGCUACAUCACUACUAUUGGAGUGGAUUUUCGAUUUAGAACUGUUAAAAUUGAUGAUAAAAUCAUCAAGUUGCAGAUUUGGGAUACUGCAGGACAGGAAAGGUUCAGAACCAUUACCUCAGCAUAUUACAGAGGUGCUGACGGAGUAGUACUUGUGUACGAUACUACUUCAACUUCAUCUUUUGACCAUAUUGAUGAGUGGGUAACCGAAGUUAACCGUUACACAACUGACUCCACCAAAAUUCUUAUUGGAAAUAAGUGUGAUUUAGCCUCACAGAAGAUGGUUGAUUUUUCUACUGGGCAAAAAAAGGCUAAAGAGCUUCAAGUUGAUUUUAUGGAAUCGAGCGCCAAAAACUCCACUAAUGUUGAAGAAUGUUUCAUAAGCAUUGCAAGAAAACUUCUGGAGAAAAAGCUAAAGAGCGGAGAAACUUUAUCUAAACCCAUUCACUCUCAAAACAUCUACCUAAACCAACAUGGUGAUGGUAGCUUAAUUUCGGGAAUGCUUUCUUCGUGUUGUAAAUAA